CUGGCAAGUCCAUUCCACCCCCAGUAGUUAUUAAUUUCAGAACACAUCUGAAUUCCUUCUCUGUGGCAUAUGCUUCAGGAGAGGAGCAGACAGCUCUUGACCAGGGUCAGAUUUCAAAUUCUUAUCUCUUGGUACCAAUUCCACUGCCAGUUCUUGGCAGUUAACUUUUGAAAUCUGCCUUGAGUACGACUUGGUGUCUGAAGAUCAGCAUAUUACCUGUGGUCCUCAUCUUCAGGGAAUCACAAUCCUUCUUCUCAGGAAAACAUCUGCUGUACAGAACUUUGCUUUUGGAAACAUCCUCUUGCUAAGACCUGGUUGAAAGCAACGUUCCAGCAUCAUACUUCCCAGCAUGGAGGCAAAGAGCUUCAGUGUUUGGGAUUAUGUUGUAUUUUCAGCCCUCUUUGUCAUUUCCUGUGGAAUCGGAAUAUUCUUUGCCAUUAAGGAGAGAAAAAAGGCAACAUCUCGGGAGUUCCUGGUAGGGGGAAGGCAAAUGAGCUUUGGCCCUGUAGCUUUAUCUCUGACGGCCAGUUUCAUGUCAGCUGUCACUGUCUUGGGGACACCUUCCGAGGUCUACCGCUUUGGGGCAUCCUUCAUUCUUUUCUUUAUUUCAUAUACAUUUGUCAUCAUUUUUACAUCAGAGCUCUUUCUCCCUGUGUUCUACAGAUCUGGCAUCACUAGCACUUACGAGUAUCUACAACUACGAUUCAAUAAAGUGGUUCGCUAUGCAGCAACUGUCAUCUACAUUGUGCAGAUGAUUCUCUACACAGGUGUGGUGGUGUACGCUCCCGCCCUGGCACUCAAUCAAGUGACUGGGUUUGAUCUCUGGGGCUCUGUGUUUGCAACAGGAAUUGUUUGCACAUUCUACUGUACCCUGGGAGGAUUAAAAGCAGUGGUGUGGACAGAUGCGUUUCAGAUGAUUGUCAUGAUUGUGGGCUUCUUAACAGUUCUCAUUCAAGGAUCGGCUCACAAUGGUGGAUUACAAAAUGUAUUAGAGCAAGCAAGCAAUGGAUCCCGACUUCAUAUAGUUGAUUUUGAUGUAGAUCCCCUCCGGCGGCACACUUUGUGGACAAUAUCAGUGGGAGGAACUUUUACAUGGCUCGGAAUCUAUGGAGUUAAUCAAUCAACCAUCCAGCGAUGCAUCUCUUGCAAAACAGAGAAGCAUGCUAAGCUUGCCUUGUACUUUAACUUGUUGGGUCUCUGGAUCAUUCUGGUGUGUGCUGUCUUCUCUGGAUUGAUCAUGUACUCCCACUUCAAAGACUGUGAUCCUUGGACUUCUGGUAUGAUCUCAGCACCAGACCAGCUGAUGCCUUAUUUUGUUAUGGAGCUCUUUGCCACAAUGCCAGGACUUCCAGGACUUUUUGUGGCUUGUGCCUUUAGUGGAACAUUGAGUACUGUGGCUGCCAGCAUCAAUGCCCUAGCAACAGUGACCUUUGAGGAUUUUGUCAAGAGCUGUUUUCCCCAUCUCUCUGACAAGCUGAGCACCUGGAUCAGUAAAGGCUUAUGUCUCUUAUUUGGCAUCCUGUGCACCUCCAUGGCUGUGGCCGCAUCUCUCCUGGGGGGCGUUGUACAGGCUGCCCUCAGCAUCCAUGGAAUGUGUGGGGGACCAAUGCUGGGUUUAUUCUCUUUGGGACUUGUGUUCCCUUUUGUGAACUGGAAGGGUGCACUAGGAGGCCUCAUUACUGGAAUCACUUUAUCAUUUUGGGUGGCCAUUGGGGCCUUCAUUUACCCUGCACCAGAUUCUAAGACAUGGCCUUUGCCACUAUCAACAGAGCAGUGUUUUCAAUCAAAUGUGACGACAGCAGCACCUCCAGAGCUAUCUAACAGGCCCACCAUUGCUGAUACCUGGUACUCACUCUCCUACCUUUACUACAGUGCUGUGGGCUGCUUAGGAUGCAUUAUUGCUGGAGUAAUCAUCAGCUUCAUAACAGGUCACCAAAGAGGCAAGGAUGUUGACCCACUCUUAAUUAGACCAGUUUGCAAUUUAUUUUGCUUUUGGUCUAAGAAAUAUAAAACUCUGUGCUGGUGUGGAGUUCAGCAUGACCGUGGGACAGAGCAGGAUAACCUUGAGAAUGGCGGUGCCUGGAAACAAGGGGCUGAAUCUGUCUUGCAGAAUGGACUCCAGCAAGAAGGCCUGACUCAUGUUCCAGGAUAUGACCCCAAGGAAAAAAGUCAUGACAAUAUGGCAUUAGAGAAGAUGACCUAUUUUUAGGACAAUACAUGCAAGCGUGUACAUAUACACGAAAACACACACACACACACACACACACACAUACACACACACACUUCUUGCCUAAUGUUAGUAGAGAUGUAUAGCAGUCAUUAUUAGAAGAAAAGGCUGCUCAAUAUCUAUUUAUACUUAUUUAUACAAAUGAAAUGACUGUUCCCUAGGACAUUCUUUGCAGAUCCCCAGUUUGAAGUUACAAAAAAUCAGCAAUGCUCUACAUGCCCGGGGAUUUCCUUCUUUAAUAAAUUAGGACUAGAUUUCAUCAUAGUGGAAGGAGUCAAAGAAUAUGAUUUGUGUCAUAUAAAACUUCAGGUUUUUGUGUUUAUUUUGUUCUCUGUGUGUGUGUGUGUGUGUGUGUGUGUGUUAGAGAUUGAACACAGGGCCAUGUUCAUGCUAAACACCUGUUCUACCACAGUGCUAAACCCCCAGCCUAUUUUUUGUAGUUUUAACCAUCAAUAUCUUAGAGCUAUAGAAGCAGAAUGGGAAAAGGGAAUCUGCCUAGUAAAUGCUACCCUGACACUGUUGGUAAAAUGAGAAUGAUGUUGUUUGCAACCUCAUGCCUCACAUAUAUGUAGACAAAUUUUAAAACCCACCCCACAUCUGAUAGCUCUAGUGGAACACUUAAAUGCGACAAGCAUCCUCCUACUGCCACAUUUGAGCCUCUUUUAGUCAUUACCACUACUAGAGCUGUCUGACCAAACUUUAAAGAAAAUACUACAAAGCACAGAAAGGAGACAAGGGUGUCUGAUCAGUGGGAGCAGUUAUAACUCAAUGCUGUCUUCCCUUCAUGGUGCAGGGAUUUGUUUCUUCUUCCUUUCCAUCACCUUACAAACACAAAUUGAUUCUGCACAUAACAAGAAGUCUGGAGUUUUUCUCUAAGAUAAGGUCAGGAGAAAAAGAGCAUCUUUUUGAUAUAAGGGUUUUUUUUUUUUUUGUUCUUUAUAUAUUUUGGAUAUUAAUUCCCUGUCAGAAGAAUAGCUGGCAAAGAGCUUCUUCCAUCCUGAAAGUUAUUCUCUACACACUCUUGUUCCUUUUGCCGUUCAGAAGCUUUUUCAUUUGAUGCCACCCCAUUUAUUGGUUCUUAGUUUUAUUUCUUGAGCAUUAGGAGUUUGUUAAAGAAGUUGGUACCUAUGCCAGUAUGUUGGAGUGUGUUUUCUUCUAGCAGUUGCUAUGUUCUCUAAUUCCUAGAUCUUUGAAUCCACAUUGACAUGACUUUUGGACAGGAUGAGAUAUAGGGAUCUAAAUAUUUAGUUUUCCCAACAACUUUUGUUAAAAAAGAUAUCCUUUCCCAAAGUAUGUUUUUGGAAACUUGUCAAGUAGAAGAUGACUGUAUCUAUGUGAAUUUGUCUCUGCAUUUUCUAUUCCAUUUCAUUGAUCUUUAUGUAUAUUUUUAUGUGAAUGCAAUGCUGGUCUAGUUUGUUUGUUUGUUUGUUUUUACUAUAGCUCUGUAGCAUAUUGAGGUUUAGUAUUCGGAGACCUACAGAAUCACUCUUCUUGCUCAGGAUUAUUUUGUUUUUCUGGGUCAUUUAUUUUUCCGUAUGAUUUUAGGAUUGUUUUUCUAGUUCUUAAGUAUUUUGAUGGGAUUGCAUUGAACUUGUGUAGUGCUUUUGGUGGCCAUUUUGACAAUAUUAAUUUUUGUCCAUCCAAGAACAUGGAUGUUCCCAUCUUGUAAGGUCUCUUCAAUUUCUUUCUUCAGGCUUCUAUAAUUGUCACAGUAGAAGUUUUUCACCUCCUUGGUUAGAUUUAUUUCCAGAUAAUUUUUGAGGCUAUUGUAAAUGGAUUUUUUUUUUUUUUUUUUGAUUUCUUGCAAAAGUCUGUUAGGACAUCCAGUUCAUAUGUGCUAGCUCACCUUGCUCCAACAGAUGUAAGGACCCAAUAACCAAACUGUAGAAUAUAAUUUUUAAAGUUCUAGAUCAAGAGGGUAAAUCACAGAAAGUGUUUAGCCCUGUGAUUGUCCAUGCAGAACAUCCACUGUUAUUCUGUGGUAUAUUAAGAAAACUGUGUUCAUUUUAAUUUAAAUUAUUUUUUUGUUUCUCUUUGGGAUUUUCAAGAUACUGGCUUAGAAUGUAUAUUGCUACUAUACUUUGAGUAUUAGAAAUGAGAUAAACAUAAGGUAUAAAUUAAAAGUCAUGUCACAAAUUCCCCAAAAGUAGUUUUUCAAAGAAUAGAUAGAAUAUAUUAGAAUUUAACUUAUAUGCCAUUUUGCAGAAAAUAACUUUUCUAAAAGUCCUAAAUUCUUAAAAAUCAAAAUGCUGUUAUGAAGAUGCAUAAGUUUAUUUCUGAAAAUGCAAUAUUCAUAGCUGUGAUUUAUUAAGCCUUACAUUUGUAUAUGUGAGUGUGGAUUAGUAAGCAGCCUCUCAAACCAAAUUUACAGCUCAAUAAUAAUUGCAACUGAUAGUCAAAACAACAACAAAAGAGAAGGGGCUCCUUCUUUGUUUAGAUCAAACUAUUUUCUGAAUAUUAAUUCUAUUAUUCUGUGACUAUACGGGAUAAUAUCAUUUCAUAAAAAGAAAAUACAGGUUACAGGAAUUUCAAACCAUAUUUAAUAGAAAAGAUUACUUAAAUAUUUUACAGCAGUACAAUCUUAAACAUUAUUGCAAUGAUCACAAACAAUAGUCUUUCUUUAAUUGUUUCCUUAGAAAUAAAUUGUCUAAAAAAUUACAAAAAUGUUGACUGUAUAUGUGUACAUUUAUAUAUUUAGAAAUAAUAUGUGCUUAUUUUAAAUAUUGGAAAGUAGCUGGAUUUUGUUAACCACUUUUUUCCAGCAUUAAUAACCUUGUAGUAUAACCUAGUUCCAAACAAUUCAAAUGUAUUUGAAUUAUCGGUGGUACAUAUGAAAAUGAUACAGAAUUCUAAACGAAUCAAUUAUAGCUCAGAGUAAAUUAUCUAAAGGGUUAUUAUUAUUUGUAAUUUUUGGAAACAGAUAAUAUUAUUUCCUUUCUCAUCCAAAAUCCUGAUUUGGUGAAUGUAGUUUGCAAACUCCUACAUGAAUAACAGUCUUCAGUCUACUUUUCCAAUACUGUACUUUGGUAUUUGAAGUAUAGUUACUUUCAGAGGAGAGUUAACUUUCUAUAUAUUUGGUUACUUUAUCAUUACUUGAUCUUUACCUGGAAUAUGAGGCUUUUGUCACAAAUUGGAAAAAUAGCCAUUGGAGGAAAAUGUCAGCAAUGAUAUUCUCUAUAUCAGUAGGAAGUUUCAUAAGUGGAUUUUGCAUUUCAAAAAUAUGCAUCUUUUAAUUUUAGAGUCCUGGAAUACUUCAAAAAAUAGUGGCAUGUUUAUACAAUUAGUUAAUCUUAGGAAAAAAAUUUCUGGAGAAUUAUUUGUAAUUAAGGUAUAUAAUUAUGUUUAUUUUAAAAAUAAAUUCUGGUUGAAGAUCAA
Molecule: messenger RNA, 5602 nt
Organism: Marmota monax (woodchuck)
Lineage: Eukaryota; Metazoa; Chordata; Mammalia; Rodentia; Sciuridae
Gene: Slc5a12
Product: solute carrier family 5 member 12
Exons: 15
Coding region: 350-2209 (619 amino acids)
Biological process (GO): sodium ion transport; transmembrane transport
Cellular component (GO): membrane
Molecular function (GO): symporter activity; lactate transmembrane transporter activity
Source: RefSeq, a predicted model, not a curated record